This is a messenger RNA of Blastomyces gilchristii SLH14081, 1076 nucleotides long. RefSeq lists its product as uncharacterized. The record is from RefSeq and is a predicted model, not a curated record. The transcript has 3 exons. Bases 54 to 1067 code for a protein of 337 amino acids. Lineage: Eukaryota; Fungi; Ascomycota; Eurotiomycetes; Onygenales; Ajellomycetaceae.
ACCUACGGCUCUUCAUCCAUGGAUGUUGGUUUCUCAAACACCUGACAGGAGCCAUGCCGGUGAAGGUUAUAACCUUAACGGGAGCACCCCGUCCCAGUGCGCUAAAAUGGGAUGUUUCAGAGCUACUGAACGAGUGCUGGUUUUGCCUCCUUGGUUCUGGUGAUGGACGCGGUACCACAGAAGCGGGCCCGGUGCGUUGGCGGCGCAUUGAGCAAGGCAAGCGUCAUUAUGGCUUCCCAGGAGAACAUGACGAAGUUGAUGAGAACCAGGAUGAUGAGAAUAUUGACUAUGAAGGCACGGAGUUCUUCGCGCAGGGUGGUGCAAUUGAGAGACAUACUGGAUUACAGGCGACACUAGAUAUUGAGGUGGAGGCUGGGUCAGAAUUCUACGAUCAUUCCUUUGCAGUGCAUGAAGGGGGCGGAGACUCUAUUUUGCUGAGCGGGAUGGAUUCGUUUUCCACAGAAUCCAACUUCGAGACUACCGUGGACGAUAUCAGUAUACAUCCCCUGCCGCCCCCUAUACGUGGACAUUUGAGUGAUCUAAGAGAUAUCCCCAGCGCGGCGUAUCUCCAUUCGAUCUCCCCUCGGAUGAUCCCUAUCAAUCUGAUCGUGGCAAUAAUCACGAUAUACCCGCGCAAACGUGUGCGAACUCGUUGGGGAGACGAGACCGAUGUUGUCGAGUUAGUGGUGGGCGAUGAAACAAGGUCAGGAUUCCAGAUCACUUGCUGGUUGUCCCUAAAGGGAGGCGAGUCGGGGGAUGGUGCGAAGCAAGGCCUUGAUGGGUCGAUACGCGGGUUACGCCCGCGAGAUAUCGUUCUAUUCCGGUCUGUGGCACUCAAUAGCUUUCGGGGUAAAGUAUAUGGUCAGAGCUUGAAGGAUAACAUGACGAAAGUUGAUCUUCUACAUCGCGCGCCGAUUGACCCUAGUGAUGAACAGGGCCUGUUUACCGCCCAGGCCCUUGCCGAUCGAACGAGCGAUUCUCACCCGCAGUUAGUGAAGGUCGACCAGUCGUCAAUUCGACCUGGGGUGCCAGGGGAUGAACCGUGUCUCCCACCGGAUACCCAAUAAGCCAUAACU